GCCCUAGCUAGUAGUGCAUAUGUUUGCUCGCUAUCCGCCACGUUUCUUGUGGCGAACCAGAACUGAACGCCGCCCCCAGCUGAACUUUCAGCUAAGUCUCUGCUCGCACUGCAGACUGGGACUUCCGGCCAUCCUGCUUUUGCUCUAACAACGGGACAUCCUGUUGCUUUUGAUAAACUUGUUCAGAAUUUCGUCAUUUUGCCAGAAUCCACUCGCUGCUAUUCGCAUUGCGCCUAUCAAAACAUCCUGCAAUCACUUUCAUCAGUUCGCACACACUGCAACCUUCGACCACUAGUCAGCUAAAGUGAGGCAACAUGUCGAGCGGACAGACAACUCAGCACGCGAAAGCAGCAGCGACUGAGGGGUUCCAUCAUGCUCACGAACAGGGGGAGAAGGCAGAGUCCGGGAUGAAGGAGAAGAUGCAGCACAUGAAGGAGGAUGCCAAGGAGACCCUCAAGAAGAUGACUCACCCUUUCAACAAGGAGAAGAAGGCAGGGGAUGCCGCCCAGGCUGAGGCUCACAAGGAAAUGGCGACAGAGGCAAGGCAGGAGAAGAAUGCUAUGCACACUGAGAGAGGCCAGGCAGCUCGCCAGGAUGCUGAGGCCAGGUAUGGUGGCAACCCCAACAGCACCGGCGCUUCACUGGGGCAAGACGCUGAGGCUGGGCGUGUUCAUGGAGGAAGCACCGCGGAGAAAGUGAUGGACAAGAUCACGCCUGGAGAAGGUCUGACCGGUACUGGACCCAGGGGGGAGUACGGCAACACUGGCACUGGGAUGGGUAGCAACUACGGACAGCAGUUGUAGAGGCUUACGUACAACAUUCUUUGGUUGAUAGAUAAACUAAAUAAUCGGUGCACGAUAUUAUUGGUUUGUGACGGUGGUUCGUAGAGAAAAAGUUGAUUCCGGAAGAAAUAGACCUUAAUCCUUGCUUAUACAAAGGACAGCUGUAAUAGCUGUAACAAUUGAAGUUUCGUCGGAAUGGUAUAAUGAUGAUCCUUUGGAUUUUUGUAUCCUCAGUAGAGUGAAUAUUGCAUACUAAACAUUGUGGCGCCUCAAGGCAAAAGCAUUUUGAUUCGAAUUGCUAUUAUGCUGAAGCGAAUGAAUCGUCUCUUCGAUCACCU
Klebsormidium nitens is the source of this 1120-nucleotide messenger RNA. The record is from the annotation of a GenBank genome assembly. Lineage: Eukaryota; Viridiplantae; Streptophyta; Klebsormidiophyceae; Klebsormidiales; Klebsormidiaceae.